UCUUCCAGGUUCCUGACUGCCCCGCCGCCUCCCAGUCCCGCCGGCCGCGCCGCUCCUCUCUUCGCCCCCUUCGACUCCGCCUCCGUCCGCCCACACAUUCCGCGCCAUCCUCACUGCCCGCGUCUCCUCGGCUUUCUGCCUCCGCCGUGCUCGCCGCUCGCCUAUUAGGCCACCGCCUCCAACAGUCCCCACGGUCGGUCGAUUUCGGUAGCCCAGAAGCCGAACAGCUCGUCGGCCAGAAGCCUAACAGCUCGUGUAGCGAGGUAUCAUCUACGCUGCGUGUCCAGGACGAUGGUUGGGCUCUCGGAAGGGGAGAAGCACUUCAUCCGCGGCGGCAUCGCGCAGGACAUUCGCACCGACGGCCGUAGGCGGCUGCAGUUCCGGGCCCUCUCCGUCGAGACCGGAGUCAUCCCACAGGCGAAUGGUUCAGCGCGUGUUAGAUUGGGUGCCACUGAAAUCAUCGCUAGUGUCAAGGCUGAAUUGGGGAAACCAAGCAUUCUUCACCCUGACAAAGGAAAGGUUUCCAUUUUUGUUGACUGUAGUCCUACUGCUGAGCCUACAUUUGAGGGUAGAGGUUCCGAAGAAUUGUCUGCUGAGCUCUCUGUUGCCCUGCAAAGAUGCUUGCUAGGUGGUAAAAGUGGUGCAGGUGCUGCAAUUGAUCUAUCAUCCCUAAUUGUUGUGGAGGGAAAGGUCUGUUGGGAUCUGUACAUUGAUGGACUUGUGGUCAGUUCUGAUGGUAAUUUACUGGAUGCGCUAGCUACUGCAAUAAAGGUUGCUUUGAGUGAUACAGGUUUACCAAAAGUUAAUGUUUCUCUUAGUGCUGCAUCGGACGAGGAACCAGAGGUUGAUGUAAGUGAUGAGGAAUUUCUUCAAUUCGACACAUCCAGUGUGCCUGUUAUCAUUACAUUAACCAAGGUGGGUCGGCACUACAUUGUUGACGCUACCUCAGAGGAAGAAUCCCAGAUGAGUUCUGCAGUGUCGGUAUCAGUCAAUAGGAAUGGCCAAAUAUGCGGGCUAACCAAGAGGGGCGGUGCAGGGCUGGACCCAAGCGUCAUCUUCGAUAUGAUAUCAGUUGCCAGGCAUGCGAGCCAGCAGUUCAUAGCUCUCGUGGACUCGCAGAUAGCUGCUGCUGAAGCUGAUGAGUGAAGAAACAAAAUGAAGAGCGGGGAGGAGGUUCCAAUACAAAUGUGCUCAAUCUUAGGGGCUGCUUAGAAGAGAAUGAUUGUUGUUGGAAUGUUUAGGAUUUGGUUCAAGUAUAUGCCAGUGAAUCCUUAGGAUUUGGAUCCAAAAUACCUUUACAAACAGUAGCAUGUUGCCUGGGUGCUUAGAAGAAACAGCAACUGAUUUGCAAAGUUUUGGUGAUGUGGAGGAUAUUCCAGGCCAUAUGUGCAUAAUGUAUGCUAUUACUGUGUUGCUGAUC
This is a messenger RNA of Setaria italica (foxtail millet), 1420 nucleotides long. Its product is annotated as exosome complex component RRP42. The transcript has 8 exons. Gene Ontology annotation, cellular component: nuclear exosome (RNase complex); cytoplasmic exosome (RNase complex). Lineage: Eukaryota; Viridiplantae; Streptophyta; Magnoliopsida; Poales; Poaceae. Gene Ontology annotation, biological process: TRAMP-dependent tRNA surveillance pathway; U5 snRNA 3'-end processing; nuclear polyadenylation-dependent rRNA catabolic process. The record is from RefSeq and is a predicted model, not a curated record. Bases 292 to 1146 code for a protein of 284 amino acids.